GUUUCAGAUUUCAAUAUAAUGACUUCCCAGCCAACUUUCAACGGAAUGCCAAUUGAAAUAAUUCAUGAGACAUUACAGAAAAUGGAGCCACGAAAUCGCCUAACUCUCCGAAAAGUGUCCCGUAACCUGCGACUUGCCGUAGAUCACCAUGGCAUUGGAUUCAUGGAUGUUAUCUUUAAAAUUACAAGCGAAAAAAGUGUUGAGAUGGAAUUAGAUGACAUUUGCAUCAAGUGCAGAAAUAACAUCCAUGGGAAUUGCCUGAUGGAUAUUGAAGAUGAUACCCAGCGCCGAGAUAAAACAAUUGUAGGAGCAGACUGUAUUGAAAUGGCGCUGAGUGUGCUGGAAAUGUGCUUGAAAAAGCCGUUAAAGACAUUGUUGCUGUCUAUAAACUCACUUUCUGAGGAUAGAUUUAAAAAUUUUGAUGCUUUAACUGAUAGACUCCAAGCAGUGAAGCCACUAGAUGUAGAAUGUUUGCUCCUGACAGACCUGAGCCUUGCCCAAUGUGCUCAUCUCUUACCGUUUUUCGAGGCAGGAAAGCUGGAAAGAAUCGCAAUAAAUAAUGAUGAAGAGGAAUUCAACAAGUUUGAGGAGAUCACUGUAUUGGAGCAGUGGAAGAAGGCGAAACGUCUACACUUGAAUCCAUAUAAGGGAUUUGACACAAGCUCGGUGUCAAUUGAAUCUUUUUUUCAUUGCAAGUGGUUUUCAAUUACAGUGCUCACGAUUUCAGCUCAAGAUGCUAGGAAGAUUGAAGAGAUCCUUCUAAAAAACGAACAUUUUACCGGCUGCGAUAUAAAAUGUUGGACACUACCUGUGAUGACGGAAAUAUUUCAGACUAUAACUGAACUUCCAUCCGAUGACACCAUCAAGUCUAAAUUCGAAUAUUCUAGUGGAAAUUCUAAAUUCUCGUUUGAAGUACAGUAUGGUUAUAUAAACAUAUCCAGAGUUUAGUCUAGUUGAAUUCAAUUCAAUAAAAACAUUUUCUCCGUUUGAACCAACUUUAUUUGUGCUCUAUUUUCAUUAUGAACUCUAAUUUCAA
Messenger RNA from Caenorhabditis elegans, 1036 nucleotides. RefSeq names its product F-box domain-containing protein (gene fbxa-79). NCBI's taxonomy places the organism in Eukaryota, Metazoa, Nematoda, Chromadorea, Rhabditida, Rhabditidae. The record is from RefSeq and is marked reviewed. The transcript is spliced from 3 exons. Bases 46 to 948 code for a protein of 300 amino acids.